Messenger RNA from Lactuca saligna, 459 nucleotides. The record is from the annotation of a GenBank genome assembly. Lineage: Eukaryota; Viridiplantae; Streptophyta; Magnoliopsida; Asterales; Asteraceae.
AUGAAUUUGGUUCUCUUUUCUUCCCUCUCUUCCCAUCGAUCAAUCCAUUGUCGUCUUACCCCAACUUCAGGUUUGAAUCCACGUAUCAAAUCAGCGACAUUGGAUUCUAGUUCCACGACAAUCAUCGACGAUCCGGCAUCGCCUUCCGCUUCAGAAGAAGAAAGUCCAGCGAAGAUUGGCACUAGGGUUAGGGUAAAGGUGUCGUUGAUGUCCCUCUUCAUAUUCAGGUGUAAUUUAAUGCUUGAUGUUUCGAAUAAGGAUAACCGUAAAGCAUCGAACAAAACUGUUGUUCUUAUACUGGGAAAGUUACAUUCAAAGUUGAACUUGGUAUCACUACUUCUCGUUACACAAGCUCGCGAGUUAUUUGAUUCAAAUAGAAGAAUGAGGUUGCGACCGACUCAAGAAAAUUGUUGCGACAGUGAAGAAUUUUAUAACUUUUUGUCUAUUGAAGUGGUGUAA